UUGCACCGCCAGCUCGGCCACCGUGCGACUGCCCUCUGCCGUCUCGCAGAUGUACACAGCAUCGUCAUCGGAGGUGACGUUGAGCACGGUCAGCCGGCGCUCAGUGCCUGCCUCCUCGAUGAGGUACUUGGCACCGGCCCACAGCCGCGUCUCCUCCUUAUACCAUGCAGUCUCCAUGGGCGGCUGCGGCACCUCACACUGGAACGUGGCCGACGCUUUCUCUGGCACCUCCAGGUCCUGCAGCCGCUUUCUGAAGGGCACCUUGGGCUCUGCGGAAAAAGAGCUCAGCUGCCCCGGUGCCCUGGGGGAGCUCCCAGACCUGGACAUGAGCCUGCACACUGACCCAGAACCACCUUCAAGCUGCACCCUGGUGCAGCCCCAGCCUGAGGCCUCCGACAGCACAAGACAAUGGAACAGAACAGCGAGAGCUGCCAAGACCUCCAUCCACGGAUUCCUCUACCAGACAGGCACAGGGUGGGGAGAGGGCAGCAGCAGCCAACGCUGGAAGGAAAAGACAGGAGGCCUGGGGAGGAGCCUCUGCCUGUGCUCACUGCGCACAGUGACCUCGUGCCCGGCGCCAGGAGCUCACCUCGCACGACGACUAGCACGGAGCUGUAGGUCUGGCCCACGAGGUUGGACGCCGUGCAAGUAUAGAGGCCACAGUCUGACUGCUUGCAGAAGAGGAUCUUGA
Molecule: messenger RNA, 691 nt
Organism: Aethalodelphis obliquidens (Pacific white-sided dolphin)
Lineage: Eukaryota; Metazoa; Chordata; Mammalia; Artiodactyla; Delphinidae
Exons: 3
Coding region: 50-691 (213 amino acids)
Source: RefSeq, a predicted model, not a curated record